Periophthalmus magnuspinnatus is the source of this 6402-nucleotide messenger RNA. Its product is annotated as nuclear receptor coactivator 3-like. Gene Ontology annotation, biological process: positive regulation of transcription by RNA polymerase II; cellular response to hormone stimulus. Gene Ontology annotation, molecular function: protein dimerization activity; nuclear receptor binding. The transcript is spliced from 23 exons. NCBI's taxonomy places the organism in Eukaryota, Metazoa, Chordata, Actinopteri, Gobiiformes, Gobiidae. Bases 222 to 4631 code for a protein of 1469 amino acids. The record is from RefSeq and is a predicted model, not a curated record. Gene Ontology annotation, cellular component: nucleus.
CGGCACUCAACUUACAGAACUGGCUUCUUGGAUUUCGGCAGUGUUUCCCAUUUAAACAAACAGUGCUGAAGAUGGCGGAGAGUUAAUGGUGUAAAGAAAUUAUCGACCCGGUACAGGGAUACGUCUAUCAGAUUCCAUAGGACACCCCCCUCCCUCUGUGAAGUGAGAGGGGUAGGAUCUGAGCGGCCAUCUUUGAGACAAGCUGCUGAUAUGUGCGCAGGAUGAGCGGGCUGGGGGACAACUCCAUGGAGCCUCUGAGCUCCGAGAACAGGAAGCGCAAACUGUCCACGUGUGACACGCCUGGACUCGGGUGCGAGAGGAAGCGGCGGGAGCAGGAGAGUAAAUACAUCGAGGAGCUGGCUGAGCUGAUCUCUGCAAACCUCAGCGACAUCGACAGUUUCAACGUCAAACCCGACAAAUGUGCCAUCCUCAAGGAGACCGUCAGGCAGAUCAGGCAGAUCAAAGAGCAGGGCAAAGCUACGUCCAGUGAUGACGAUGUGCAGAAGUCAGAUGUGUCAUCCACAGGUCAGGGGGUCAUUGACAAGGAUCAUCUGGGGCCGCUCUUGUUGCAGGCCCUGGACGGCUUCUUGUUUGUGGUGAAUCGUGAGGGAAACAUUGUAUUUGUGUCGGACAAUGUGACGCAGUAUCUUCAGUACAGACAGGAGGAGCUCAUCAACACCAGUGUGUACAACAUCCUCCAUGAAGAAGACAGGGAGGAGCUGCACAAGAACCUGCCCAAGACCAACCUGAAUGGAGUGUCGUGGGGCGGAGAUGCAGCGCGGCAGAAGAGCCACACCUUCACCUGUCGGAUGCUGGUGAAGUUUGGCCACGCCCAUGGCCCGAUGGAGGAGGGGCACGGAGGACCCCUGUAUGAGACCAUGCAGUGUUUCGCUCUGACCCAGCCUAAAGCCAUGAUCGAGGAGGGGGAAGACUUACAGUCAUGUAUGAUCUGUGUGGCUCGACGAGUGACAGCGAUGGAGAGAACCGAGAGCUUCAACACUCGACACGAGCUGUCAGGUAAACUCAUUCAGAUCGACCAAAACUCGUUGAGAGCCUCCAUGCGGCCGGGCUGGGAGGACCUCUUGAGACGCUGCAUUCAGAUGUUUCUCCAGCACAGCGAUGGACAGCCCUGGUCUCACAAACGGCACUAUCAUGAAGCCUUCCUGCAGGGCCAUGCAGAGACUCCCCUGUACAGGUUUUCUCUGUCAGACGGGACUCCAGUCACAGCCCAAACCAAGAGCAAACUGUACCGCCACCCCAUGAGCAACGAACCACAGGGCUUUAUCUCCACACACCUGCUGCAGAGGGAACCAAAUGGGUACCGCUCAAAUCAAGGUGGUAACAUGAUGCCUAACACCAUGAGACAGCAGAGUAUGGGUGGGCCUAACCCAAAUGCCCAGAUGACCAUGAACCCUAGCGCAGGAAUGGCCAUGGGUGGGAUGGGUAACAUGAACAGAGGAUACGGGAUGAACGACCCUAACCACAUGGGUCCUAUGGGUGCAAUGGGGGGCGGGGGUAUGUACGGAUCUAACAGCGGAGGAGGUGGAGGAGGGAUGGGUAACAGAAUGAUGCAGAUGAAUCAGAUGAACCCGAUGGGACCCAUGAACCACCCCGGACAGGGCAUGUCGCAGCAGCCCCCCUUUCAGAGCAGUGGGGGGUUUGGUCUGAGCGGUAUGAACAGUCCGUCAGGUAGCCCCCGAAUGAGCGGACCUCAACAAGGACUUCUCAUGUCCCCACGGACCAGAGGCAGCCCAAAGAUGGGAGCCAACCAGUUCUCACCUGGAGGCUUACACUCCCCCAUGGGCUCUCUUGGCAACAGUGGAGGCACUAGCAGCACGACCACCUUCUCCAGCAGUUCUCUCAACGCACUUCAAGCCAUCAGUGAAGGAGUAGGGAGCUCGCUGCCCUCAACUUUAACCUCUCCUUCGCCCUCUCACAAAUCCGACAGCUCUCCUAGUGUGCACUCCUCUUCAUCCCAGCCCCCUCAGCUGGCCAAACCAGGUCCUGAUGGGUCCAAAAGUCCAGUGGGCGGUCUAGGGUCUGCACCAGACCACCAUCACCCCAUGCACCACCAUCAUCACCAUCAGCAGCACUCACAGGCCGAAGGUUCUACAGAGCGCCCAGACAGCCAGGCAGCUAAAGAGGGCGGGGAUACAGGAGGUGAGGGCGGAGUUGGUAGCUCUGAACCUCAACGCAGGGUCCCUGAUAGUAAGGGACACAAGAAGCUACUGCAGUUACUCACCUCUCCGACAGAAGAGCUGGGACUUGGUGCAACUGGACCCGCAAUCCCACCCCCUCCUGUUCGUAGCUCCACUCCUGCAGACACUAAGGACCCCACUGCAGGCAUGACAAGCCCCUCUUCAACUGGGGUGUCCUCUUCCUCUUCCUCAGCCACUCCCAACCCAGGACAAAGUGGUCCAGGUGCCGGAUCUGCAUCGCUGUCCUCUGCUCAUUACACAGGGUCUCUACAAGAAAAGCACAGGAUUCUGCACAAGCUACUUCAAAAUGGCAAUACUCCGGAUGAGGUGGCAAAGAUUACAGCUGAGGCGACAGGUAAAGUGACAUUGGGUGGAGGGCAGGAGGCAGGUGAGGCAGGUGCGACAGGGACAGGGACAGGUGCUGCGAUGCUGACGGAGCCCAAACAAGAACAACACAGUCCAAAGAAGGAGAAGACCCAUGCUCUGCUACACUACCUGCUGAACAAGGACGACUCCAAAGAACCUCCAGAUGUGAAGCCCAAACUGGAGGAUCUGGAGGGGAAGGGUCCUGCAGGGGCUGGGGCCAACAGGUGUGGAGGUGGCCCUGCUCCAGAUCUGCCCGAGAGCAAGAUCAAGUCUGAACCACCUGAUGAGCUUCAUAACCUGGAGUCCAUCUUGGGAGAUCUGAGAGGGUCAGGCUCUGACUAUUACCCUGAUCAGACAGGAGCCGGAGCCAGCGACACAGGAAACAAGGGUUGCCUUGACGACGGUCUGCAGGGGAGUCCUGGGCUGGGUCUGGGGUCUCGGGGGCAGUUCCAGAGGGCUCUGUCUCUGGAUGGAAAGCCCGCGGCAGGGAGACGGCCAAUGCUCAUCAAACAAGAGAACGUGAUGGGCAGCCCCGACAGCUUCCCUGGAAAUAUGGGACCUAUGAACAGGGGCUCGAUGCCGCAGAGGUCACCCAUGGGUGGGUCUGGGGACUGGGGAAUGCCCGGUCCCAAUGCCAGUCCAGUUGGAGCAACGGGACACCCCUCUAUGAUGCGCCCGGGCAUGGACUACAACAGUAAGGCCAUGAUGGGAGGGCCUAUGGGGAGUCGCUCCAACAGCCUGCCAGGGGCCCGCUCCAUGCUACAACAGCAGCUCAUGGAUAUGGGUGGAUCUGGGGAGAUGGGAAUGAGCCCCUUUAGCCAACAGGGACAGCCCAGUCAGUCCCCCUCAUGGCCCGACUCUAUGAUGGGCAUGGAUGGUAACCGGCGUCCAUUUGGAAACUCUUUGGAUGAUUUACUGGUGCCUCCGUCGACCAGUGAAGGUCAAAACGAUGAACGCUCGCUCCUGGAUCAGCUCGACUCUCUGCUCAACAACACAGACGGCAUUGCGCUGGAGGAGAUAGACCGCGCCCUGGGCAUCCCCGACCUUGUCAGCCAGAACCAGGGAUCAGAGCAGCCCCUUGAACCUUUCCCCGGGCAGGACCCUUCCAUGCUCCUGGAGCAGAAGUCUCUCUAUGGCCAAGGCUAUCCUGGACCUCCUGCAAUGCCGAUGCAGUCUGGGUAUGGAGGCAACCCCAUGCAAGGCCAGUCUCAACAGGGCGGGUUUGGGCCCAUGCUCUCUCAGAUGGGGCAGGGGGGCAGCUUCCCAGGGAUGGGCGGCAUGGGGAGCAUGGGGCAUCCUCGGGCGAACAUGAUGAGACCCAGAAUGAUGAGUGCCAAUAAACCGAUGAGGCUGCAGCUUCAGCAGAGGCUACAGGGCCAACAGUUUAUGAAUCAGACACGACAAGGCAUGGCCAUGAAGAUGGAAAACCCAGGGGGAAACCCAGGAAUGAGGCCUGGUAUGCAGCCGGGCAUGGGAGGACAGCCUGGGUUUGUGAACGCUCAGAUGAUGGCUCAGCGCAGCAGGGAGAUGGUGUCACUGCAGAUGAAGAAGCAGAGGAUGAUGAUGCUGAUGCAGCAGCAGCAGGCCGCUGCAGCCGGAGGCUUCAGUCCUCCUCCAAAUGUCACGGCCCCUGGGGGCAUGGACAGCCCCAUGGGGGGGCCGAGCAUGGGCCAGCCAGGCCCACAGCAGUUUGGCUAUGGGGGAAACUAUGGUAUGGGCCAGCAGCCAGAGGCUUCAUUUGGCCCCAAUGGAAGUCCUCCUAAUGCCAUGAUGGGAGGACGUAUGGGCCCUCAGAACCCCAUGAUGCAGCAGCAGAGCAGCCACAUGUACCAGGGCCAGGACAUGAAGGGCUGGGCUCAGGGGGGCAUGGGGCGCAACAGCUCGUACCCUCAGCAGCAGUUUGCGCAGCACGGUGGCCCGGGGCAGCAGCAGUACGGGGGCAUGAUGAUGAACGGGGGCAUGUCCUCAGGAGGGGCAGGGCACAUGGGGCAGAUGGGGGGGCAUAUGGGUAUGAACCCUAUGGUCAUGGGACGCAUGCCUAUGGGGCCUGAUCAGAAAUAUUGCUGAAUGACAGAAGCAGUCCAAUGAGAGGUGACACAUGUGCAGUAUAGGAUUGAAAUUCCCACUGUCUGGGGGAUGUUUGACUCAGUGGCCAGUAGAGGCAGUAUUGCCACCAGAAUAAAACUGUCUUAAAAGAAGCCUAUACAAUCACAUCACAACUUACACUGUGAGACAUUUUCCUUCAAAAACUCGUGUCUCCUUUUACAAGGGGUGUGGCCUCAGCUAAAACGCACCUCCUAUUGGACCAAACCAAGAGUGACCCCUGGGACAUUGUUCAUAAUGUAAGGCUCUUGUCUGUGGAAUGUACCACUCUUGUAUCUAUGGGUCUCCGCUGCAGUUGUACAGUUUGUGCAGUAACAUGUUGUAGAUGCGUCCGAUUGUGACACAUUGAUGAAUGUCAUUACGCAGUAGCACAUAGUUGUGUUCUUCAGCUGAAGUACAACUCGACCUGUCGUUGGCUCCAUGCACUUUAACACAAGGCCAACACCUAAAGGAUUGUGGCAAUACAGAGGCCUUCUCCACAAACUCUGUGUAAUGUGUCUGUGUCUCCCUUUUCAAACAGGCGCUGUUGAUCGAAUGAGAGGAUUUUAACGUUUUUAAAGUGGGAGCCAUGUUGGAAAGGUAUUAGAUAUGCUGUAGUCAUAAAAGGAUUAUUGUAAUACAAAUGUUUAAAUUUAUUUAUUUUACGUAUUUGGUAAAAGAUGAAGUCAAUCUGGGUACUUAAAAAUGAAAUUGUGCAGACAAACACAUAAAGACUAAAACAGUUCUAUUUUGAAUCAAGCACAUUAUAAUGUUAUAAAGAGCCUGUAAUUGGAUUUUAUCAAUGAACAUAGCUUCUGAUACAUUCUCUGAUCUUAUGGUACUGCAGUAUUAAAAUAUGAUGUCUUGUUUGGAGCGGUCAUCUGUAAAUAAGAAUUGUAUAUACAUGCUCAAAAUGUAUUAUAAAUAUAUAUUAUAUAAAUAUAAAUAUAUAUAUGCUUUUGUAGGUUGCAUUCUGUUUUUGCAGAUUGCAAGGCUUGAUAUUUAAAAGUGUAAUUUUUUAUUCUCAUAGGUCAGCUUUUAUUUUCAAUACUUCUUCAACCAUUGGUGUGAACGGUUCUGCCUCCAUUGUAAUCUGUCCAGAGCUAUCCAAGCACUUUUUUAAAUUAUUGUUUCCCGUGCAGUCUUAGAUGCAGAGGUGCUAAUGAGUCUACAGGUGCUGGAUCUGCGGCUUUCUUUCAUACAUAAAUAUUCAUAAAUUUGACUUAUGUCAAUGUUAAACGCUGGUUAACACAACACAUGAAAUACAUAAUAUUUUAAUGACAUAUAACUUUGCCUUUUUCUGUCCUGACAAUAUGCUCAACCCAAAGAUCUUCAUUUGCUUCUUGUAGAUAUGUUCAAACAUGCUUUUACCAUUGCACAUAACUCUAUAUGAAAUGUUAAAAUGUUAUUAUAUUUCCAUUCAUGUAGCAUAUAGUCUGGUUUUGCUCAGAUGGCUAACUCGAGGACAGUUCACUUUUGGUGCUGCCGAAUGUGUCUAAGCUUAAAAUGGAGGUUAAAUCAUGUCAUUGCAUCACUGCUUAACUACAAUAACUUUGUUUUUCUCCUCAGUUUCAAAAAUACAUCUGAAAAUAAUGUAAAACCAACCAUUUUUGCUUUAAAACAAGUGCAUUGUUCAAUAUGAAGAAGAGACAUCUGUGUAACAUUGUCAUUACAGGAUUAAAAUAUGAAUGCAUUUUUCUUAACCCGUUCCUCGAUGUUAAUAUCAUUGUAAAUAUAAAUUUAUAUUUAAACAUUA